UUUGGCUUUCCAGUUGUACGGUCCUGUAGCACCCUGAGCGCAGUCUGCCCUCGGUCUCUACGAACGCUCCUCUGUCUGGAUACCAUAGUUUCUAUAUUCCUCUGGAUUAUAUUUUCUGAUGGUUUUCAACUCCAACUCGAUGCAUAGAAAUGGGUAAACUGCACUCGAAACAUGCCGCUAUUUGUAAACCGAGGGAGAGUCCAGAAGGCGACAGUUUUGUAGUCAAUGCCUGUUUGGCGAGAAAGGGAAUCGACGACUGGCUCGUGAAGCAGAAAUACUAUUGCACGAGCUCUCGCCUCGAGCAACAGGACUGUCACCACAAGAACAACUGCGGUUUGACUACACGGGAAUCCAUGGAUGAAGCAUGUGCAGAGGGGAUUGGCAAUGAACACUACCGUUUAGAAGUGGCUUUACCACCAGAGAAGACAGACAGCUGCUGUGUGGAGGAGAAGAUGCAGGAGAGGGACAGACAAUCUCCCGCAGGGCCACAGAAACAGCUCAAGUUUGAAGAGUUGGAGUGUGCUGUGUCUGUGGAGGAGGAUAACCGUCAGGAGUGGACCUUCACCCUCUAUGACUUUGACAAUAAUGGCAAAGUAACCAGAGAGGAUAUCACCAGCCUCCUCCACACCAUCUAUGAGGUCGUGGACGCCUCCGUCAACCAUUCACCCAGCAGCAGCAAGACAUUGCGGGUCAAGCUGUCGGUGGCUCCUGACUCCAGCCAGCGGUGGAGGUCUUGUACGCAGGGUGCGGCAGACAUGUCCUACCCCAGAGAGAAAAAUGACAAGUGCAUAGAAGACCCCAAGAGUGCAGACAAGAAGACACGAGCACUCCUAAGGCGCCACCACAGUGACCACCACACCCAGCCGGGCUGCCAGCGCCACUGUGUGGAUGAGAACCUGGAACGCAGGAACCACUACUUGGACCUGGCAGGCAUCGAAAACUACACAUCCCGCUUCGGAGCCGCACCCACCACAGAGCCGACGAAGGCAGAGCCUCAGACCCGCUCAUCCAACCAGACUCGUUCUCGCUCCCAUGAACCAGAAAAUGGCCACUCCUAUUCCCACCACCGCCGCUUGCAGACUGUUGUGGACACUGUUGCUCUGGACAGCCUCCACCCCACCCGUACACGAGGCCAAGACUCAGGGAAACAUGCCCUCCGUUCUCCUAAGACCCACAGCCGCAUGCCUCCUGCGCAGAUCAGUAGCAGGGUUAUGAGGAGCCGAGGUGUCCCUCCUCCCCCGGCACUACCCAGCCAGACCCCCCCUCACCAGUCCACAGCUCCCUACCGUAAGCACAAGCAGCGGUCCAAGGAAAGCCAGGGCUACAGGGCCUUAGGCUCUCAGGCUCCUGGACCAGUGGUGGAGAAGGAGCAGGUGAGGGACUUGCCCAGUGUGCUGCUGUACGAGGGGGGGCUGGCCCAAGUGGUGCAGCGGCAUGAGCAUCACCACCACCAUGAACACCAUCACCACUACCACCACUUUUACCAGUCCUGAAUGUUUUACCCUGCCUAGGCCAGCUCAGCACUCCAACAGUCCCACAAAACCCAACCAGGCCAGCAGACUCCGACUGCAAGCAGCUCCCUCCUCAACCGUCAGCCCACCCUGCGUUGUGCAGUACUGCAGUGCCUUUGUGGUGGACACAGAACAUGGGUUGGAGAGGAGGACCAUGGAAGGGAUGUCCCAGUGAUUUGAGGUUAUUAGUCAGUGUUACAAAGAGGUUGGUCAGACAAACAAAUGCUCGGUUAUGCAGCAGGACAGUGGUUCAGGGCCAAAGUAGGGCCAACGACUGAGGAUCACGGCUGGGGCUUGAGAGGAGGCACCGGGGGGGAUAAAUUACCCCAAAGUUCCUGUCGCCCCAGACCCUGUCAUCCUCUACAUGAUAAACUCUACGGCUCCAAACUAGCACCACAACCCUUCCAGACCACUAAGCCAAAAGGUUUUUAAAAAGGAGGGACGAGAGGAGGAAAGACUGUGAUGUAAAGACGAAAAUAAAUGAAGGAAUAGGUGUGUGUGUGUGUGUGUGUGUGUGUGUGUGUGUGUGUGUGUGUGUGUGUGUGUGUGUGUGUGUGUGUGUGUGUGUGUGUGUGUGUGUGUGUGUGUGUGUGAAAAUGUGUGGGCGUAGAAAGAGUGUGUAUGUGAGUGUCACGACACUGGUGUCUGUUUAAAUCCACUUGAAGUGCGCUCAUGUGUGUGAGUAUUUAAAGCAGGCUGACAGGCAGGUUUUUGAAGAUGAAAAUGAAGAUUCUGAUUCAAGCACGCAAUACCCCGUAAGCAAAAAUGGGAAGAAAAAAUGUUAUAAAGUAAAAAAGAACCGCAAUCCCAAAUCCGCUGCUACCUCCAAUUUUAUCCUAAUUGUUGUUGUAAUGAUGUCUUUGACUAAGCGUUCAGAGGUUAUUUUCAAAUUACUUCAAAACUUUUUUGAAAGAAGAGAAAUCAUUUCAUAAUCUGCAGAACUUAAGUGUCAUAAAGCUCCUUACAUUUAUGAACUAUCAUUGACUGUACAUAAGGUAUAUAUUGUUAUCAACUUUAUAAGCUUUGUUGAUAAUGUGAUAUCGUUGUAUUCACUAUCUGAAGCUUUUAUGUUCGUUUUUCUUCACAACAGCAUUUAUAAUGCUAAGAGCCUCAUGACUAGAAAAUGAACAACUGUAUUACUUACUCAGGCUCAAACUGUCUUUUCACCGUCUGUUUCAACUUUCACAAUGUGAUUAGAUACAUAAGUGCAACUCAACUCUCAACACUGCUGUUCAGUCGCUCAACCUCUCAACACAUACAAACGUUUUAUAGAACGCAUCAUUUUUAUUUCAUUUUAUUUAAAGCUGUAGUGUGUAACUUUUUGAUAUUAAUGAACGUCCAUUACAUUCAAGCCAUUGCCAUUAAUCCUCCGUGUGCUAUCCUCCGUGUGCUACUAGCAACUAUGUAGAGGAGGGGUGGGGGUGGUGCACGAUCACAGGCUUGUAUCAUGUGGAUGCGCCAACAGUGUUGUUGUAACUAUUUAGAAUUCCUCAUGGGGGAGAAAGAAACGCACUAUAGCUUUAACCUUUUAUUUAUACAGGGAAUCUCAUUGAGACCCAGGGUAUCCUUCUCAAGCAAGACCUGGUCGAGGCACAACAGCAAAACGACACCAAGUUACAGACAGAAAGGAAAAUAGGACACGAGUCAUGAAGUGAUAAGUGCCAAAGUGGUAGUUUAAAGCUAUCAACAAAAACGAGAGCAGACCCCCACAGGAUAAAUAAUUAGGCAGCAGACCUAAAUGGGAUUUGUUGAAGAAAUUAUACCAAUGCAGAGGUCUUGACCUUCCUACAUGCUGAUUAUUUGCACUAGUGUGAUGGUUCUGCAUAAAUAUGAAUUAGAAACUGAAAAAACCUGCAACAAUUUGAGAAAACUAGAGAAAAGGUGUCAAAGUUUUGGUCUAGUUAUUCUGUUUCAUCAUACAGCAAUUGUCCUUAACAGUUGGCUGUCUUUUUUAUUUAAAGUGCUCAUGUUAUGCUUUUUGGCUUUUUCCCUUUGUGUUAUAUAUCUUAUUGUGCACAUUAUCAGUUUACAAAGUGAAAAAUCCCACCCCAAAGGGACUUACCAUCUCCAACAGAAAACACUGUCCCAAACUGCUCUAUUGUGGUCCAGCCUUUAAUUCCGUGACAAAUGUGUGUCACUUUGUAAUACGUUAUAAUACUCGCCUAGCUGCCAGCGUAGCACGCCCUCAUACUCUGCUUCUGACUGGCUUGUAGUCCUUAAAUAGCUACUGCGCAUGUGCGACUCCCAGCAAAGAUGGAACAGAAGUGCGAUGCCUCACUCUGUUGCUAAAACAGAGAGCUCAACACAUAGGAUAAAAAGAGGAGCUGCAGCAAUGUGUAGUUAAACACAAAUAGGGUGUUUUUUGACGACUAACCCACAUAAACCUAUUCUGGUACAACCUCAAAAUACAGUUAUGAACUUGAAAAUGAUCAUAAUAUGAACACUUUAAAUGCCCAAAGUAUCAGCAGUUAAAUCACACCUCCUCAGGUCCAUGAUACACUUAAAAACAAAGAGAGAAACUAGAGAUGGUGUGAUCUUGAAACCAGUUCUGGCUCAGACCUUUUGGUAUAAUUUGCGUAAAUUGAAACCAAGGUACAAGCAGCCAGUUAGAGAUUGGUGUAUUCAUUCAUCAGUGUUGAGUUUGUCCUUUUAAGGAGAGUUUUUUUGUUUGUUAAUUAUGCAGGCAAAUAUUUUGCUGAGCAUGCAUGUCAUUUUUCAACCCCGCCCUGUUUCAGAUCCAAGCAGUUACACAUAUUUACACCUGGGAGUUGUCCAGCGCCAUGGUUUUCUUUCUGGACACAUUUACUACUUUCAGGAUAGCACUUUUCGUAAUGCGUUGACCAGCCUUUGGCCUGGCCCAGGGGUCACGCGUCUGCUCCCGCUGUUUCCCGCUGUUUCUUCCUGUCCCCCAGCUGUCAGCAGGUCUUUCACCGUGUGCCGCCAUGUGGCCUCAGAGCUCAGCCAACAAGGCUCUGUUUGUGGUGUAGCGGGGCCAGAGCUCUUUCAGCUGUCUCAUUCCUCUGGUGCUGGAUAACACUGGGCCCGGCCCACAGUCUCCACUAGACCCAUAACUCACCGCUGCUGCUCUCCUGCCAGCACCAGGCACUGUCUGUUCAUCCUAUCCCAUGAUGCUCUGUGGGCGCUGCCAUAAACAUUCAGUUGUGGAGGCCACCAACAUGCGGGGCAGGGAACUGAGAACUGCAAAUGUAAGGCUGUUAAUCACCUUGUUGGUUCUCCAGGGUGGUAGUUAACUGAUUUCUCACGGGCUAUUCUUGGUGAGCACACAUGUUCUUUUCAGCCCUAGAAAUGACCUGCCCUUAUGCAUCCACAGUCUUUUGUUAGGGCUUAAAUCCUGUGCUCAAGGGGAACCUAAUCCAUACAGAGAAAAUGAUGGCCCACUAGUGUCCAAUCUCUGUCCACUAUGUUUGAUUGUGUUAGGUUGCCUUAAGCGUGUGCAUGUGUUUGUGAUGAGCAAGAAUGCAGUGCAUGCCUGUCUUGCCCUCAGUCCUGCAGUGUCCUCUCACAGCUGCAGGCCGUCCUUUAGCACAGGGACCAGUCAGACGGGUCAUCCCACAGGACCCACCGCCCUCCCCUCCCCCCCGAGGGGAAUCACAGCUGCGCUCCAUACCUCAGCUUCCUCACUGCUGUUCCUGGACAAGAAGUCCUUGCUGCUGGAGCCUUCACACAACUGUAACGCCUUUUGUCAAGGGUUUCCUCUCACCCGAAACAGUGUUGAUACCAGCGUGACUCUCCAAAUAUAAGCAGUGUGGAAUUGGUAGCCUGGUUUUCUGGUCCUGCCGGGUGGUCCGAAUCGACACGGUGAGCCAGGGCUUCUGAAGGAAUUUGGGUGAAAGGCUCAGGCAGACCCACAGCCAGGUUGCAAUUUUUAAACGUCUUAUACCCUGAGAGAGUUCUACUGAACUGAAAGGACUUGAUUUAUUGCCCUGCUUCACAUUCAUACAAUGACCUGAACUCACAUCUGAAAGCUGGCCACUAGAAACACACUUUCAUACUGCUGACUUCAGCCCUGCAGCAUCACUGAAGCAACAGGGGGGGGGUCACAUACCUUGCUCAAGAGCGCCUUUACAGUAUUUGUUGAGAGUUGGGAAAGCUGGGAAGUUGGGACAUUUUUUACUCAAUUUUGUCACAGACUUUAAAAAAUGCUCUUGGAAAAAAAGUCCUUUAGAAACCUUUUUAACCUUUAGGCUGCCAAUCAAAAUCUUUCUUCUGCCUUUCAUCAUACCCUGGCAAUAUAUAGAUAUUUUGGGAUCAGAAUAAUAAAAAUGUUAAGGUUUUCAGUCAUCAGCUAUCCAUGUAAAUCGAUCAGAAUGUUAUUUUUUUCCAUUAUAUAUUUUUAUUUCAACAAUCAAUGUCUCUCACAACCAUUUUUUUCAUCAUCCUCCAUCUUCAGUCCUGUUGUAUAGAAUCCUCGGUAUUCAGAGCCACGCCUCCAUGUUAAUACAAUAUGUAUUGCACCACUAAUUUGCUUUGUAAGAUCCAUGUAUUAACAUUUAAAAAAAAAACUGAUGUACAUAGUGGACUGCAGAAAGGAUAAACCAGCAUCAUGUAGAAAGAACAUAAGGCGUAUUUAUAUUAAAAAAAACUGUUAAGCUAUUUCACUUGCCUACUGAUAGCUAGUACUCCAAUAUCCACCUGCCACUCCCACAAAGCAGGGAGGAGUUGUAACCUGUCUAUAACACAAGCUGUUUCUCUCUCUCCACAUGCAGACACACUUUCACUUGGUGUUGUACAAGAAAGUUGUUUAGCACUAGCUGUUUCUCCCUUUUUUCCUCUCCCUCCUAAUGUUUUAUUUCUUUGUUUAGUUUAUAUAGAUUGUAUUUGAUUAAUUCCUUUAUUUAUUUGAUAGCAGAUCUGUGCCGAGGGAAAAUACCCUUUUAUCAUUAAAAUAUGAACCUGUUCCUUAUAAAUGCA
Messenger RNA from Etheostoma spectabile (orangethroat darter), 6443 nucleotides. RefSeq names its product NKD inhibitor of WNT signaling pathway 1 (gene nkd1). The record is from RefSeq and is a predicted model, not a curated record. Gene Ontology annotation, biological process: negative regulation of Wnt signaling pathway. Gene Ontology annotation, cellular component: cytoplasm. Lineage: Eukaryota; Metazoa; Chordata; Actinopteri; Perciformes; Percidae. The transcript has 10 exons. The coding region runs from base 150 to 1493 and encodes 447 amino acids. Gene Ontology annotation, molecular function: calcium ion binding.